UGGGAAUACUUUACCGGUCGCCAUCUUUGUUAAAAAUGUCCCUGCUCAGAAAUAUUAGAACUUUCCCUGUUUUAGUGCGACAGUGCACUCGUAUGGCUACGGCUGUUCAGCAGCAGAAGCGUGGCUAUGCUGAGAUGGCUUUCACAUUUGCCUCACCAAAUGAGGUUUUCUACAACAGUGCCAAUGUGAAGCAAGUAGAUGUCCCCUCAUUCAGUGGUAGCUUUGGUAUCCUUCCUGAACAUGUUCCUACCUUAGCAGUUCUCAAACCAGGAGUAGUCACUGUCACAGAGGAAGAUGGAUCAGUCAACAGAAUAUUUGUAAGCAGUGGAUCAGUAACAAUAAACGAUGACUCCUCUGUGCAGAUCUUAGCGGAAGAGGCAGCACCUAUUAGCAAUCUAGAUGUCGCGGCUGCAAGGGAAGGAUUAAAUAAAGCCACACAAGAACUGGCAUCUGCACAAACAGAAGAAGCCAAAGCUGAGGCCCAGAUAGCAGUAGAUACAUUUGAAGCUCUUGGCAAGGCACUAGAAUAACAAGCAUGGACUUAGGAUAAUUUAUAAUAUAUUAUUUUGUGUGACAUUCAACAUUUUGAAGACUGAAUAAUUGCCAAAUCUCAUAUUGUUCUAUCAAUACACUGACAUAGAAUUAAGGGAAAUACUCUAGUUGCCGUGGAUACAGUUAUUGUUAAAGUUGGUAUUCAGGGCAAUAUAGAGUUCAUAUUGAUUGUGUCCUUUUAAACUGUUUUCUCUUAGAUGGCAUAUUACAGACCAACUUGCCGCCUUUAUUAUGAUUGCUGAUCGAUUACACACAAUAUUGCAUAUAAAAGAAUAAUAGUGUUUUAUGUAGAGUAAAUACAUCAAAAGCCAAUAAAAAUGUACAGUUGUUGAAAUA
Molecule: messenger RNA, 888 nt
Organism: Owenia fusiformis
Lineage: Eukaryota; Metazoa; Annelida; Polychaeta; Sabellida; Oweniidae
Source: the annotation of a GenBank genome assembly